Molecule: messenger RNA, 1368 nt
Organism: Vigna umbellata (rice bean)
Lineage: Eukaryota; Viridiplantae; Streptophyta; Magnoliopsida; Fabales; Fabaceae
Gene: UMAMIT25
Product: nodulin MtN21 /EamA-like transporter family protein
Cellular component (GO): membrane
Molecular function (GO): transmembrane transporter activity
Source: RefSeq, a predicted model, not a curated record
CACCUCUCAUGCAUUUCAUUCACAAACAAACACAUUACUCUUUCAUGUAAAACUCUCUCUUCAAACUUCACAGGCAGAGAGUGAAAGAGAGAAACAUGGCUAGCGGUCUCGUUCCCCUCAUCUUAAUGAUUGUUGUGCAGCUAGUCUAUGCCGGGAUGAAUAUCACUUCGAAGCUCGCAAUACAAUCUGGCAUGAGCCCUCUAGUCCUUGUUGCGUAUCGACAACUCUUUGCCACCGUUUCCAUUGCUCCCUUUGCAUAUUGGCUCGAAUGGAAGACACUUCCCAGGUUGAAUAAGCAGCUUAUGUUUCGGAUAUUACUAUCGUCCUUGACAGGAGUUACAGGAAAUCAGAUUCUAUACUUUGUGGGGCUAAAAUUUUCAACCGCUACAAUUGCAUGUGCACUGUCGAAUUUGCUCCCAGCUUUCACUUUUAUCCUGGCAGUUAUCUUCAGACAAGAGAAUCUAGGAAUCAAGCAGAGGUCUGGCCUAGCAAAGGUAUUCGGGACAGUAUUGUGUGUGAGUGGAGCGUUGCUUUUGUCAUUCUACCAUGGAAAAACCAUCGGUCUAGGGCAAUCUAGUAUUCACUGGAGAUAUGCAGAGAAAAUGGAAGGAACUACCGCUUCUGGCUCAGGAAACAUGUUUGUAGGCCCUUUACUCUUAAUUGCUAGCACUCUUGUUUGGGCGCUGUGGUUCGUAAUUCAAACAGACAUAAGCAAGAGGUUCCCGGCUCCUUACACAAGCACAGGCUUAAUGUGUUUCUUGGCAAGCUUUCAAUGCAUCAUCAUUGCAUUAUGUUUCGACCACAGUGUCUCAGCUUGGUCACUCCGCGAUGCCAUGAGACUUUCCGCCGCUCUUUAUGCGGGAGUAAUGGCGACCGGGUUGGCGUAUUCCCUCAUGUCGUGGGCCAUUGAGAGAAAAGGUCCACUUUAUGUCUCAGUAUUUACGCCUUUGCAGCUUGUUCUCACAGCAAUUUUAAGCUGGGCUUUGCUGCGGGAGAAACUAUAUGUUGGAACUGCCAUAGGGUCUCUGUUGAUAGUCUUGGGGCUCUACAGUGUUCUUUGGGGGAAGAGUGAAGAAGUGAGCACGGAAGACGGUGUGAAAGAAGGAGUGAAGGAUCCGAAGAAUGACACGGAAAUGCAAUAUUACGUGCCAUCCAAUGGUAAUCGUGUCAGUACUUGAAGAUGAAAAGAGUGAUGAGGCAGACUGAAAAAGAUGGCACUGGCUAAGACUCAGAAGUUUCAAUUAUUUUCUUUUAUUUUAUUUUUGUUCGCCUAGUCAUUUCAAAUCCUAUGUCUGUGUAGUAGUAAUCUUGCGUCACAUUCACCAUUCUCAAGCUUGCAAUUAGGAACCUUUUGGCUUCAAGACUAUC